Messenger RNA from Fusarium vanettenii 77-13-4, 876 nucleotides. RefSeq lists its product as uncharacterized. The record is from RefSeq and is a predicted model, not a curated record. The coding region runs from base 1 to 876 and encodes 291 amino acids. The transcript has a single exon. Lineage: Eukaryota; Fungi; Ascomycota; Sordariomycetes; Hypocreales; Nectriaceae.
AUGGCCAGGACGCAAGUCGAACCUUGUCCCAUGAACUCACAACCCGCCCAACCUCAGAGUAUGGCAUGCCGGAGCGUCACAGCAACGGGCUGGAAAUAUCGACCGUUUGGUGUCAAGAAUGGCCAACAGCAAAUACCGGCACCAAGGAAUGGAGUGGCCAGCCCACCGAUCCACGGCCCCGCAGGGAUGGUUUCUAAAACGGGCUUCCACUGGGGAGACCACCGCCCCGCCAUCUACACGCGUCAGCAGCCGGAACAUCAUUCCAAUUUGGCGUCACUACCAACGUGGCCUGUCUACCCUGCCGACUUGGAGGUCCAGAGACAGAACCAAGGCGAGAUUUAUCGCAUGAGCUGGUAUGGAGCCUCUCCUGCAGCUGCAGGAGGAACCUCCUGGCCGCAACAAGCCCAACAAUCAUCUCCAACGACGACAGCGUUGUGCCUGCCCGGAACAUCGAAUCAGAUGCCACCGCCUCUGACAGGUGACCUAUCAGGAACCAAUCGAAUAACAGCUGGUGAUCAAGCUGAAAAGAAGCCUGGACCAGCUGCUCGUCCGACUCGAGUCGCAUAUCCCCACCAACGGGGGAUGAUGUCCAUUUGGCGCGCUAAAAAUCGUCCAGGCAGUCAGCCGCAGGCAAAGUCCAGGCUACGACACGUAACGCAUAGCAAAGACACGAAUGAAAACCAAGCGUCGGGGGUACCUAAUCGGACGGAUAGGGUCUCGAAGGUGCCCUUCAAUCGAGAGCGUCGACUUAAUCAGGCUGGGCCGGGAACAGCUUUCCCUGCGGGCUUAGAGCGGGUAGUGAUGGAACUCCCCCCUAUUAGAGAGUGCUUUCCCGAUGUUUUUGGGAAUAUCGACUGCGCUUCCGCAAACCGUUGA